Molecule: messenger RNA, 2097 nt
Organism: Lineus longissimus
Lineage: Eukaryota; Metazoa; Nemertea; Pilidiophora; Heteronemertea; Lineidae
Product: 3-hydroxyisobutyryl-CoA hydrolase, mitochondrial-like
Exons: 10
Coding region: 443-1603 (386 amino acids)
Biological process (GO): L-valine catabolic process
Cellular component (GO): mitochondrion
Molecular function (GO): 3-hydroxyisobutyryl-CoA hydrolase activity
Source: RefSeq, a predicted model, not a curated record
ACUAAUUGCUCGCUAUAAGCUAGGUUAUUGCGCCCCUAAACCAACGUACUGACAACGCUACCUCCCCGGAACUCAAACUUUAACGUGAGUUAAUUGUAAUCUUACUCUCUAUAUACCAAAGUGAUUUACCUAGGAAUACAGUUGCACUUCACUGAAAACUAAUGAUGUGUUGAUGAGUUCAAUGAAUCCUUCGAUUCCUUUGGUUUUCUUGGCGAACUGACGUCCGACAAUCAAUGACCCGUUGACGUGUACCUGCAAUACGCCAUUGCCGUAGUGUGUAAACAGAUCUAUUUUUGGACGAAACUCAUUACUUCACAAACUGAGUGACACCUGGGCAUUCAUUUUGUACAUAAACUUGUGCAACCUUUUGUCGGAUGGACUUUAGACUUGCGUUGCUUAUGAUAUCAUGAUAUACGUGACAGAGUAUCAGUCAACUUGACUGAUGGCCUUUAGACCACGAUUGUUUCCUUUCUACAAAAGGUCCUUGUCAAGGUGCAGCAUUAUUCUCCAGCAUCUGCGGAUGAAUUCGCAAGCUGCAACAGAUGAGGUCCUUCUAGAAACUAUUGGAGACAAGGGUGUUAUCACUCUGAACCGACCGAAAGCUCUCAAUGCUUUGAAUCUGUCCAUGAUACGAACUAUUUAUCCACAAUUAAAGGCCUGGGAGGAUGACCCAGCUAUGAAGAUGAUCAUGAUAAAGGGUGCAGGGAACAGAGCAUUUUGUGCUGGAGGUGAUAUUGUAGCUGUAACGGAGGCUGGGAAAGUUGGCGACCCACUGUCACAACACUUCUUUAAGGAAGAGUACAUUCUCAACAAUGCCAUAGGUACACUACAUAUUCCCUUCGUGGCCCUCAUUAACGGGAUCACAAUGGGUGGGGGGGUUGGUUUAUCAGUGCAUGGUUCAUUCAGAGUAGCCACAGAGAAGACGUUGUUUGCCAUGCCAGAGACAGACAUAGGUUUAUUCCCUGAUGUUGGUGGCAGUUACUUUCUGCCUAGACUUGGUGGCAAGUUGGGGGUUUUCCUUGCAUUGACCGGUUUCCGGUUGAAGGGUCUUGACGUGCAGAAGGCAGGAGUCGCCACCCAUUAUGUCAAGUCAGAGAUGGUGCCAAUUAUAGAAAAAGAACUUCUAGAUUUAGAGUUUCCCGACACUGGAGACAUUGCUCACAUAUUAGACCGUUAUCAAAAAGAGACUUUAACAAAAGAUGGCGAUGCAGACUUUAUCCUCAAACCUCGCAUGGAAAAGAUCAAUAAGUUAUUUAAAGGUGAUAGGAUGGAAGACAUCUUCACACAACUCGAGCAGGAUGGCUCUGAAUGGGCGCUCAGUCAGUUAGCAUUGUUAAAAAAAAUGUCCCCUACAUCCAUGAAGGUCACGUUACGCCAAAUUAACGAAGGAGGGAGGCUGAGCUUGCAGGAUUGUUUCCAGAUGGAGUACCGACUCAGUCAGAGGUUCAUGGAGGACAAGGACUUCUAUGAGGGAGUGAGAGCAGUUCUCCUGGAUAAAGACAAGAAGCCCAAGUGGAACCCUGACACUAUCAAGGAUGUUUCUGACGACCAUGUCUCCCAUUACUUCUCACCGCUCCCGUCUGAUCAAGAACUAACAUUGUAGGAGACAGACUCUUAGGACUGUGAAGUCUCACCGCUCCCGUCUGAUCAAGAACUAACAUUGUAGGAGACAGACUCUUAGGACUGUGAAGUCUCACCGCUCCCGUCUGAUCAAGAACUAACAUUGUAGGAGACAGACUCUUAGGACUGUGAAGUCUCACCGCUCCCGUCUGAUCAAGAACUAACAUUGUAGGAGACAGACUCUUAGGACUGUGAAGUGUCACACUUUUCAUUAAGUUAUUGGAGUGUGAAUUCAAUGUGAAAUCACUAGCGAUCCAAGAAUGCGGUUCUCAUGAGGUGGACUGCACACUGAGAUAUGGGGCAACUGGGCUCAUUUUGAAUUCUGACGAAAACUGGACUACAGACUGAACUGAACUAUGAUUUUUAAUGCUAUUUUGAAAGUGCUUAAGUGUUUCCGUAAAUGCUUGGCAUUCACUGUAUACUCACUGUAGGUAUGAUGAUCAUGAAAUAAUAAGUCGAUGAGAGUGAUGUUCAUAA